Molecule: messenger RNA, 372 nt
Organism: Penicillium waksmanii
Lineage: Eukaryota; Fungi; Ascomycota; Eurotiomycetes; Eurotiales; Aspergillaceae
Product: NADH dehydrogenase [ubiquinone] 1 alpha subcomplex subunit 6
Exons: 4
Coding region: 1-372 (123 amino acids)
Biological process (GO): response to oxidative stress
Source: RefSeq, a predicted model, not a curated record
AUGACUAUCAACCCUACCUACCUCGCGCAGCGGACGCGCUCCUCCGUCAACUGGUCCGAUGCCAAGUUCCGCGUUCUCAAGACCUACCGGGAGUGGCUGCGCGCGUCCCCCGAGAUCCAGACCAUGUACUCUCUGAACAUGCCCGUAUCCGCCAUUCGCACCAAGGUUCGCCAGGAGUUCGAGAAGCACCGCUACGUUAGCCAGCUUCCUGCCGUUGACGUGCUGCUCUUCCAGAGCCACGCCGAGUUCCAGGAAACCCUUAACUACUGGAAGCAACUCUCCCACGUUAUGAAGUACUUCCGUCCAGAGGAGGACCCCGGUGCCCGACUACCCCGCAACUUCGUCUCCGGCUUCCUGGAGGGCCGCAAUUGA